AUGGGACUGGGCUGCGUUGGGUUGGAUCUUUGGGGCUGGCUUGCGCUGACGGGCCGUGGGGCUGUGGAUCAGGGAAGAAGGCGUUCAUCGCGGGCGUGGCUGACGACCAGGUGCGGGAAUUCGCUGCUCUGGCGAUUGACGGCGGAACGGAGGCCCGGAGGUCUUGAUCAUGGGACAGGGGCUUUGGGGUUUGGUGCUUUUGCCUGCGCCGCGCCUUUCUUGGUCUCCCGGCGGAUGUGGCCGGAGCGUUCAAGGGAGAGGGAACAAGAGGUCUGGCGGGUUGGCUUCGGGUGGGCGAUAGCAAAGGCACUGUGCGACGCUGGAGCAGAGGUGUACUUGGGAGUGUGGGUGCCAACGAUGAAGAUAUUUGAAACCAGCCUGAGGAGGGGCAAGUUCGAUGAGUCACGAAAGCUGAGCGAUGGGAGUUUGAUGGAAAUCACCAAAGUCUACCCCCUGGAUGCAAUGUUUGAUACCCCAGAAGAUGUGCCAGAAGAGGUCUCCACGAACAAGAGGUAUGCAGGGGCAAGUGGCUACACCAUAUCUGAGGUGGCGGCACAAGUGAAGAAGGAUUUUGGAAGCAUUGACGUUUUGAUUCAUUCACUGGCAAACGGUCCAGAGGUGACCAAGGACCUGAUUGAAACGUCCAGAAAGGGUUACUUGACUGCCAUAUCUGCAUCCAGCUAUUCUUUUGUUUCCAUGGUCCAUCACUUUGCGCCAAUCAUGACCCCUGGUGCAGCUGCACUGUGCUUGUCCUAUAUUGCUGCUGUGAAUGUCAUUCCGGGAUACGGAGGAGGCAUGAGCUCAGCCAAAGCGGCGCUGGAGUCUGAUACCCGAAUGCUGGCCUACGAGGCCGGCAGGAAGCAUGGCAUCCGUGUGAACUCGAUCUCAGCAGGCCCGUUGGGCAGCCGGGCCGCCAAAGCCAUUGGCUUCAUCGAGGAGAUGAUUGCCUAUUCCUAUGCCAACGGGCCCCUCAAGGACAAGGAGCUGUACGCCGAUGAGGUGGCGAACGUGGCUGCCUUCCUAUGUUCCCCGAAGGCAUCAGCGAUCACUGGACAGGUCCUGCAUGUGGAUAACGGCCUGAGCAUAAUGGGAGUGGCGCUUGACAGCAAGACUUUUGCGGAUGUCGUGGAUGAGCACACGUGA
Ostreobium quekettii is the source of this 1143-nucleotide messenger RNA. The record is from the annotation of a GenBank genome assembly. Lineage: Eukaryota; Viridiplantae; Chlorophyta; Ulvophyceae; Bryopsidales; Ostreobiaceae.